CUGCUGGACUGCACGUGUUGCGAUGUUGCACAUGGUACCUUUAUAUGAGUUUUUAAUUAUUAUAUUCACAAUUGAAAAUAUUGAACUUGGGACGCCUUACAUACCGGUAGUAAGAUAGAGUGUAUGUAAAUGUAUUUGCAUUUCACACUUUCUGAAACACCUUGUACUCAUGCAGUUUUAAGAAAGUAUUUUGAAAAGGGUUAAAUAUUACGUUUGACCCUCCGGCGAGGCAUCAACUAGAGAGAACCGUUACCUGUUAUCUGAAGCCCAUUCUCCGCUAAAAGAAAGCACGUGCCCGUUACCGGCGUGACAGAACGUGUUCCCUAGCAACCUUAUCGGGACAAAUUAAACAAGAGUAGUUGAUCACGUGGCCAGCCUUCCUCCUACUUUGUGAUCGCGGAGAGAAAAUCAGUGCCUGCAACAAGAGGAGACUGUGCGUCAAGUUCUGAUUCCGAUCUGGAAACGGCUGAUUGACAUUUUGACCUUUCAUGCAAGAGCGAAAUCGCUACCGCUUCUCCGGCUAUUCCAAGUUGUUGAGGUGUUCCAUGACUGGACCUGCUAAGCCUUUACAUGAACGACUGCUGGCAUCGCAAAGUGGAAGAUCAACAAAAAGGCUUAUCUAGUGAAGAGGGUAGUGUGUUCAGCAUGGACAGCAGUGGUGACUCCAUGAAGCCUACUCAACAUGUGCUGCUGGUGGGAGAGGGAAACUUUUCCUUCUCUGCCUCCCUGUGUAAGACAGCAGAAGCUGACACGCAGAUCACAGCCACUUGCUAUGAGUCAGAAGAGGAAGCAAAAAAGCAAGAGGGAGCCUGCAAGAGUAUCCAGUGUCUGGAGGAGAAAGGAGCUGAGGUGUUCUUCAAUGUGGACUCUACUAAGCUGGCUGAAUUCCCUUGCCUGGCAGACAAGAAGUUUAGCUGCAUUAUUUUUAACUUCCCUCACUAUGGAAGAAAGGCAGGUGUGAAGAAAAAUCGAAUCCUGUUGGCCAGCUUCUUUCUGAGUUGUGCAGAUGUACUUACUCAAGAUGGAGAAGUGCACAUUGCUUUAUGUAAUGGACAAGGCGGCACUCCUGCAGACCAGCCAAUGAGAGAAUGGCAUAACAGCUGGCAGGUGGUAGCUAUGGCUGCUGAGGCAGGUUUUAUUCUCAGCAAAAUAUGCCCAUUUGACUCUUCUAAAUGUGAUGGCUAUAGAAGUACUGGCUAUAGGAGCCAAGAUAAGUCAUUUCACACUGAAGCAGCACUGAAUCAUAUCUUUACUAGAAGUCUCCAGUUUUUACCAGCAAAGCCAGUGGUGAUUGAAGAGAGGGUUGGUAAGGAGCUUGUGAGCUUUCAGGUGCCUGGUGACCUUUGUGAAUAUAUGAACAGAAAUUUUCUUGACAAACAUUCUGAACAUCCUGUGAAUAUCUUGCAACAAGAACUUCUAAAGGAGGUGGGAUUGACCUGGCCAGUGCAGAGGAUUGAGAAGAAGUAUCCUUUGCUGUUUAAAAGUAUUCCUUCAGCAUUCUCUUACUCUGACUUUGACAUACUGCCUUCAUACAUAUAUUGGGUCAGACCCAUUGAGAUCAAAAAGGAUAACUUACUGGAAAACAUGGAUUCAGGUGACAAGACUCCUGCAGCCUGUGCAGAAUAUCAUACCAUUUACCACACAGAGGAGGAGUGUGAACAAGCAGAGGGAGUACAAUCUGACACUUCAGAGCCUGAACUUAAAAACGGCAUUGGUUAUGCACUGCGGCCUUCUUUGCGUGUCCAUAUUAAAAAGAUCUUGCAGCAACAGGACCUAGAGAUAGAUACCAUCUAUGCUCAUAGUGGACAAAUUUUCAAAAGGUGUCCCAUUUCUCCUAACAGCCUUCCAUCUUCUCAUGAAGCUCUCCUGAUUCAGGCCUUUGAUCCUUCAAAAAAUUCAGAGGCUGCUUGUAAACUACAAGUCUCCCUCGAAAGUGCCAUUUCCACUAUGGCGGGUCUCAUGCCCGACAGCAAAAUCAUUUUUCCAAGAGAAGGACUACUGUCAUUUCAGAAGUAUUCUGAAGAUCCACGAUAUCAUAUUUACAUUGGCUACAAGACUAAAGGUUCUGGUGAACAGCAGCAGCUGAUAGGAAGCCUAGUUGUUAUGCCACAUAACUCAACACACACUAAAUUUCAGAUUUGUGUCAUCUCUUUAAAUCUUGACCUCCUUUCUAUGCUGAUUUUUAAUGUGAAUGAUUGGAGAAUGCUGUGGACCUGGGAUCAGCGUUUUAUUUCCAGUUUUGGCAGAAACAAUAUGACAUUAUUCAAAGAAUUUUCACUAUAUCCUCCUUCAUAUAGUCAUGAUGUCAGCUUUUGGGUAGAAACAGAAACAUUUGAUGAGCUGGAAUUCCAUGCCUUGGUCAGACAGGUCUCUUGUGGCACAGUAAGGGAAGUGACGCUGGUGGACAGUUUUCAGCACCCCCACAUGGGACAUGCCAGUCAAUGCUACCGACUUAUUUACCAGUCUAGUGACAGGGCACUUUCCUAUAGAAAAGCUCUGGAGCUUCAGUUGUUGCUCCGAAGAGAGCUGCAGCAACGCCUUCUGGUCACUCUUAGAUAACAUCAUUUUAUUCUUCUUGAUUGAUGGCGAUUCUGAAACACUCAAAGUUUCUGCUACCACUGUUGGUAGUUACAAGAAACAUUUUAUCUACUUACCUGCAGAUCAGGCAGAUUGUUGUCAAGGGCUGUUUAUAGACGGUCCUAUCAAUCUUUUAAGGUGAUUCGGGCCAUUUUGAUUAAAGCUUGUGUGCAGUAUAUGGAAAGAGACCUACUUCUGUAAUGCCCACGAGGUAUAAAGAGAAAAUAAUUGUCACUUCUUUAUGAUUUAUGGUCAAUGAAAGAUAUUUGUAUUUUGGUGUUCCUAAAGUAUUUUCAGAAACAUUGCACCAAGAAUUUGUAAUCUAAAACCUCACCAAACAUUUAAAUCCAAUUACAGGGGUAUAAAAUAGUCCAUAACCAUAUGUCAAGAGUUGUAAAUUUUGAAAAUUGUGUGGCACUUAUUCCAACUUAAUGCCUAGUUUAUACCGUAUAACAGUAUUUUUGUACAGCCUUGUGGCUUUGGCACUGAAUAAAUGUAUGCUCUGCCAAUCAAGUUUCAUUAAGGUAUUUUAGUAAGUCUUCCUGGUUGAUUGAGAAGUAUUGUGUAAUGAAGUUAAUUUUGCCAUGCUUUCUUGUUUUUGUGAGUGAGAUUUAAAAACGCUGAGUUUGUUACAGCUUUUCUGAAUAUUACACCUGUUGAAGAUCUGUGAAUAUAUAAUUUUGUAAGACAAAAUUUCAGUUACCUUUUCUAAAGUUUACUUGUCAUGCAUUUAUUUACAUUUUGUAAUGAGUAAAUAUAUGCAUUAUUGCAUGAUAAUGAAGCCAGAGUUUAAGCAGUAUCAGGGACAUAAAGGAAGCAGCCCCAUAUGAGCCAUCAGUCCAUCACAGGGAACAUUUACACAGUUCAGUGCUGCCAGUUAACCUCUCUACACAGAUUGUUACGAGGCCAGGGUUUGAACUAAAGACUCACCGUCAAAACAUUUGCACUGUCCUACAACCCAGCAUCUAUUGUUGUUAUCAUCAUGUCUGCCAGUCUGCCGGUUUGUCUGCAUGAAACAAUCUGGCUCCUCAUCUGGAACAUUUAUUCUUCAAGGACAUUUGUUCGGAAAGUUCAGUUGUCAUGGAGACAUCUCCAAUACAGUGUGAUGUAUGCAGUUUUCAAAUUUGGUGAAUUGUCUUCUCUUAAAGCAUGAAAAUAUUCUGUGUAACCUCAAUUAGUGACUUUUUUUUUCUUUUUCCAAAUUUAUUAAUUUAUUCUUUCAAAUUCACCUUGAAAGAGGUUAUUUCAGGUUGAAUAUUUCUUCUUUUACACAUUUGAAUGCCACUCCUAAUGGCAAAGCCAAAUCUCCAGCACAAAUUAUUGAAAUGUCAGCAGAGUCACGCAGUCGUUUGGGGAUCUCGCCAUCAUCGUCACCUCAGAUGCUCGUGUGUGUGGGUGGACUUCAAUGUAUAUUUUAACUCUCCAUCAGGAGGUAUUUUCAAAACUUUUAUGUUCAAGAAAUGUAAACUACAAUUCAGCAACCCUUUCAGGACUAAUAACUAAUAACAGCCGGUUUAUCAGUACAAUUUCUGCAUUGCUUAAGUUGGAAUCUGAUAUUAAUGAAAGCUAUAUCCGCCACCACAAGCCUAUCUGGACUCAGUUUUUAACUACAAUUUAGUAAAGUGCUAUUAAAAACAUGUUUUUAUGUAAUUUUAUACUAAAGCAUGUAACUACAUUUUAUUAUCAGUUAUUUUUGAAUAAGAUUCCUUGUCACAAAAAUUUUUAAUAGAUAAAAAUAUACCUAUGUUUUUGAUGUAGUACAGCUCCAACUUGGAAAAAGUUGGGCUAGUAUGGAAAAUGCAAAUAAAAAAGAAAGCAGUUAUUUCAAAAUUCAUUGUGACUUUUAAUCCAUCAUAAAUAGUAUAAAGAUAAGAUGUUUAAUGUUUAGUCUGGUCAUCCUUAUUUUUUCUGUAAAUUUACAUCCAUUCAUGCCAUUAAGGGCCUGCAAUACAUUCCAAAAAACAUUAGCAUGGUUCAGUUUAGGGCCAAUAAUCAGAUAACCUCUUAUGCACUAAGGGUGUUUUUGGCAUUAUUGAGCCUAAAGAAGCUGCAAAUAGCUGAAGAAUAGCGAGUACAAGGCUUCAUUUUUUAAAAGAAAGCAUUUAUAUGAUUAAAAACCUUUGUUCAGGCCAGUAUCAAUAAAGAAUCGUUUGCUUUAGGGAUUUCUCCCCAAAAAACUGGAUUUUACAGCAUAUAACAAAGACAUGUUAUGAUGCACAAUCCUGGAAUCAUUUUUCAUUUGUGCCCCAGUCUGUCAGCUACUACACCAGUUUACAUGUCAUAACCCAUAGCAUUGCAAAGUUAACUGUUUGGCACAAGGUUUCCCUCGUUUGGAAACAUUGCGACUCUUUUUGGAAACAUUUAGUCCCUUGCACCUAAACAAUCUCUAGAAACAGUAUUGAAGUAGCAUUUACAUGUAUAUACAGGGUUAACACUAAUGGAUUAUUUUUAUCUUGACCACACCUUCCCAGGUCAAUGGAUAGGUCAUGGUGGACCAUUGCCAUGGCCUCCACACCCACCUGAUUUGACACCCCGUAAUUUCUGGUUAUGGGGUAUGGUGAAGGAACGCAUGUAUAGCAAGAAAGUUUGUGAUAUCAAUGACCUGAAGGACAGAAUACGGACUGCUUUAAAUGGUACUGUUGCUCAUUGGUUUUUGUGUGUUGAACAUGAUGGCGAACAGGUUGAGACAUUUCUGUAAAUCAUCUUGCACAUAUGAAGUAUGUUUUGUGAAUAAAUUGUUUUCACCAUUCAAAUGCUAACAUAAUUUUGACUUGCCCUGUAUUCUUUUAGGAAAAAAAAAAAUAUAUAUAUAUACUGCGGUGGGCUGGCACCCUGCCCGGGGUUUGUUUCCUGCCUUGGACACCAUAAUGUGUCAGAAGGCACGGCACGCACCCUGACCAAGUGGGGCAUCAGAAUAGCACAUAAACCCACGAACAAUCUGCGCAUGGUCCUGUUUAAUGCUAAAAACAAGAAAUCGACAGCCGAAACACGAAACGCAGUUUAUAGUAUUCCAUGCAAUUCUUGCUCAGCGGUAUACAUAGGACAAACGUCAAAAAGAAUUUCAACAUGUGUACAGGAACAUCGCAACGCCGUCAGAAGAAAGGACGCACUAUCUUUGAUAUAUGCACAUACUAAAUCGACAGUACACACAAUCAACUGGGACAACGUAAAAGUAAAAUUUAAGGCCAGUACUAAAAGUGCCAGAGAGUUGGUCGAGUCUUGGCUAUCAGAUGAAAAUGCUAUCAACAGACACUUGGACAUAAAUCCAGCAUAUGCCAACUUAAGAAGGACAUGUACACAAUAAUUAAACUAUACAACCCCCCCUCCCCCAUGAUCAUACUGACUUAGUCACCUCCAUACACCCCCCCAACACUGAAUGUGUUGCUAUAUAUUGCCUUUGAUUCUUGUAAGUCUAAGCAUUAUCCUCUGAUGAAGACCCCUGAUAGGGGUUGAAAGCUCAGGAAUUAAACUAUUUUAUGAUACGUGAUUCGUUUUUUCUCCCUUCGUGGAUCUCCAACUGCAAAUAUAUAUAUAUAAAAACACACACACAAUAUAUAUUUAUCACUUUAAAGCAACAAGUAAGCAAUUUGUAACUAUGUACAUAUACUUAUGUACUCAUCCCAACCUUUACUUUCAAAAUUAUUUUUCAUACCAGUCCUUGAAACAAUUUCAGUUUACAACUAGGCACAGAGAAUCCUUACAUUUUGUACAAUAGGUUGGCAUUUUUGUACUACAAUUCACCCAUCUUCUCCUGUAUCAGUGAGUUUUUAUUUUGUUGUUGUUGCUUUUUCUUGCAUUUCAUGUCUGGAAUAGACUAAGUACAUACAUACAUUUUCAUAACUUCUUCUAAUGCCAAGUUUCGUGGUGUGGACAAUGCCUUUCCUGGCAGCCCUGAGCACAGAGCUAGUCAUAUAAACACAUACACCAGUAUUUCCCAGCUACUUUUGAGUUGCAGGUGGCAGCCACUGAGUUGUGAGCACACGAGACUUCUUCACAGUAUAAUCCGCCCCACCCCUCAUGUCACCAAGUGCUUGCUUCAUAAUCCCACCCAAACACAUGGCAUGGGUCUUGAGCUCUGUGAAGCAGCAAUUCUACUUCACCACUAUGUAACUGUAAAUAUUAAUCCUAUAAUUUAAUUUAUAGGUUGGGGAGAGUAGAGUUUAAAAAGUGCUCUUAUGGCUUGUUCUGUUGACAUAAAGGUUAGAAAACAAGUGAAAGGAAAACCAAAAUAGAAUAUAAGAGUGAAUGAUAAAAUGGUUAUUACAUUGUGAGUCAUGGGGUAAGCCAUUAAGUGUGCUAGUUUUUAAAUUUUGCGGUUUAGUGUUAAGCUUUCCCUGUGUUUUCUGCUGUGAAAAGUAGGCAUUCAUCACCUCCUCAAGGUUACUCCUUUAAAUAGACAUGGCUUCCUCUUCAGGUUGUCUCUGUGCCAGAACACGAACAUUAGGCAUUAAUUACCACUUGCCUGAACUGUGAUUACCUUGGGAUGAUUAUCAAAGGACAAGAGAGGAACAUGGUGUGUAUCUGUUAGAGUAAUAAACACCUUCAAAUGGUACACCAAACAUUUCACUAAAAGCCAUGCCCAUAUUCAAGAUUUGUAUGCCCUUUGCUCUCACUAGUGUGUGAAAGAACUUUGGCCUUGCUAUAAUAAAUCUUGAAAGGUAUUAUUCCUAGCAUGUGACAAAAAAAUGUACAGUAAUCUUCAAACACUGUCAAAUGGUGCACGAUAAAAGUGGAUAAUUAUUAGUUUGGGAGAAUAGGACCAUCUGUAAGCUAAGCCAAUUAUAACUGACAGAUUUUAAAGUUUGUUGUGGGUACAUUGUAAUGUGAGCAGAGAGCAGGUCAAGAUAAGUCAAACAAGUUCAAGUUAUUCAGCCAGAACGGGCUGCUUGUUUUCAACUACUGAGCCACUAUGCACACAAUAUGAAGGUGCAAGAGGAUUAUUGAUGAAAGUCAACUUCAAGGAAUUAUUGAAGGCAGCCAAAGAAAGCUUGGCAAAGUAACCAUGCACUUCUCUUGAAAUUAAGAAGCUACAGGAUGUUGAGUUAAAUAGGAAAUUGUCCUGAAAUGUAAAUUAUUUGCUGUAAAAUUACAUUGUUAUUUGUUAAUUAUUUAUAAUAAAAAGGUUUUGUUGUU
Molecule: messenger RNA, 7710 nt
Organism: Erpetoichthys calabaricus (reedfish)
Lineage: Eukaryota; Metazoa; Chordata; Cladistia; Polypteriformes; Polypteridae
Gene: fdxacb1
Product: ferredoxin-fold anticodon binding domain containing 1
Exons: 8
Coding region: 571-2559 (662 amino acids)
Biological process (GO): rRNA base methylation
Cellular component (GO): cytoplasm
Molecular function (GO): rRNA (uridine-N3-)-methyltransferase activity
Source: RefSeq, a predicted model, not a curated record